Molecule: messenger RNA, 914 nt
Organism: Nicotiana tabacum (common tobacco)
Lineage: Eukaryota; Viridiplantae; Streptophyta; Magnoliopsida; Solanales; Solanaceae
Source: RefSeq, a predicted model, not a curated record
UUCAAUGUUUCUCGUGUUCGCGUAUCUCCAUUGCACGACAGAGUCCUCGGAACGCUCCAGUGACCGGUGAACUGUGAUCUCCGGUGGACCUUUGAUUGACUGAGUUCAGCUGAUCGAUUAAAUUCAUCCAAUGGAAGCUAAAUUCUUCCGCUUUCUCAAGAUUGUUGGAGUCGGUUUCAAGGCUAGAGCAGAAUCUGAAGGUCGUCUCUUGUACCUUAAGCUGGGUUACAGCCAUGAGGUUGAAAUGACCGUGCCCCCUGCAGUUCGUGUCUUCUGUUUCAAACCCAAUGUGAUAUGCUGCACUGGGAUUGACAAGUAUAGGGUACAUCAGUUUGCUGCUUCUGUGAGGAGUUGUAAGCCUCCUGAAGUUUACAAAGGCAAAGGUAUAAUGUACAUUGAUGAAGUGAUAAAAAAGAAGCAGGGGAAGAAAUCAAAAUGAGAACCUUUAUUUGAUGGUUCUUUCUUGGGCUUGGGCUUUGUUCUCCUGAUGAUGCUGGACAAUUUCUCUUUAAGCAUCCUUCCUAUUGUAAUUUUUUCUUUAGCUGCAUGAAUCCUUUAAAAGAUAGUGGUUGAAGGUCUUCUACCAUAGUCGCAGAAGUUGCUAAACAUCUCAAUGACUAUUCCUGUAUUAGCUUUUUCACCCUUUCAACAACUAUAGAGAAGUGAUGGAUGGCGUUGAUGAAAUGUGGGUAUUUGAAUAAAUGCUCUGCCCAAAUAAUUGCUUUCUUGGAACAUUAGCGUAUGAUCUUAGGUUGCCUGAAUAUCUCAAAUGUGAAGUUUAGAAGAUUGAUUCUUGUAGGACUUGUAGAUUAAAAUGUGUAUUUGUGCUCCGUUAUAUUGAAUUGCAGGCUGUUGUCUGCUUCUUCCACAAUUUGAUUAAAUGUUCUAUGCAAAGCAUUGUUUUCAUUGUUGGA